This is a messenger RNA of Cololabis saira (Pacific saury), 4313 nucleotides long. It is a transcript of the gene smarcal1, whose product is annotated as SWI/SNF related, matrix associated, actin dependent regulator of chromatin, subfamily a-like 1. The transcript is spliced from 18 exons. Gene Ontology annotation, molecular function: ATP binding; ATP-dependent chromatin remodeler activity. Gene Ontology annotation, biological process: replication fork processing; DNA repair. Gene Ontology annotation, cellular component: nuclear replication fork. The coding region runs from base 290 to 2965 and encodes 891 amino acids. The record is from RefSeq and is a predicted model, not a curated record. Lineage: Eukaryota; Metazoa; Chordata; Actinopteri; Beloniformes; Belonidae.
UUCGCUCGGCAGCUUUGACGUUAGCUGCUCGGAGCUUCGCUAUAGUGAGCUUUAGUUUGUUCCUGCGAACUCAUCAGGCUUGAGAUCAGGCUUGAAACGUUAAAGAUGAAUGCCCACUUAUAAGUGACACCGCUGUGACGCUACUGGGAAUAACUGUUUUCCUAAGUUUGACUGUUAAACCAGGAUAGCCUCGGUAGUUGCUAACACCAACAGGACUGAGGCGGAGAGUGCGAACCAUUUCACAGCUAGAAAAGGCUAGCCCAGAUUGUGGCAUCGAUUCCCCGUCAACAUGUCGGAGCAGCUGACUGCGGCGCAGCAGCGGCAGAUCGAGGAGAACCGGCGGAAAGCUCUGCAGCGCAGAGCUGAGAGACUCGGGCGGAGCGUCUGCACCAGCAACCAGCCUGCAGCAGUUUCUGUGCAACCACAGCUCCCCAAACAGACCCUCACAUCCAACCGUGGUGCCUCAGCUAAUGACGGGCAAACUUCAACUUCUUCACGCAAAAUGUUUACUCCACCUUUCAAAAAACAUCAGGCAACAUCAUCAGGCAAUCAAAUCAAAAUCAACCAAAGUACUCUUAAUAAUAACCCUUCUUCGUUGGGACAGACACAACUCACCAGUCCAUUUCCUCAGACAAAUCAACAUUUGAACAGCGCCGUGCUGCUGACUGGAGGAGAUGCCAAGUCGAUUCAGCCCACAUCUGACUUCACCUCCAGUAGUUCUGGUGGUGCGGUUAGUACGUUCUACAAGCAAGCCAAUAAACCCACAAACGUUUCUGCAGCACAGCUCUUUUCAAAUUCGAACACUUCGAAUCCCGUGCCUGCAAAAAAGGCUGCCAUCUCUGUGAGAGGGAAAUGUGUGCCUCAUUCAGAGAAUCGCUUCAGAGUGGAAGUAGGCUACCACGCAGAGCUCAUUACUGUUUUUAAAACCAUAACCUCGAAGAACUAUGAUCCCGUUACGAAGACAUGGAACUUUGGUUUGGAGGACCACGGACACUUAAUGGAGCAGGCAGCGACCAUUGCCUCUGUCUCUCUGAGGCCUCUGGAAGGAAUGGAAGUGCUGGACGGUGCAGCAUCCACCGGCCGACCUCACGACUCUGCUACACAAGCAGCAUUAAUGAAGCUUUGCAAUGGUUGGCAGAAACCUGGCGCCACUUUGCGGGGCCAGUGCUUGCUGGUGUCCCGGACGAAGUUUGAAGUUGACAUCCUUUACCAUGCUGAUGUCAUUUCAGCGUUUAAGCAGAUGCCAACAAAAAGCUAUGACAUGGCCACACGAAAGUGGAGCUUUUCACUUGAGGACUACAAGAGACUGAUGGAUCUCAUCAGUGGGAUAGCAGGAGUGGAGGUGGAGCCUCUACCCAGGGCAAUAAUCCAGGCUUUCUCUGCCAGGUUCGAUGGGACUGAAGCCAGGUCUUUAGACGUCCCUGAGGCAGACCUUUCCAACAUCGACCCCACGCUCUCCUCCAGCCUCAUGCCUUUCCAGAGGGAAGGAGUCAACUUUGCGGUGUCUAAACAAGGUCGCAUCCUCUUGGCUGAUGACAUGGGUUUGGGAAAGACAGUGCAGGCCAUCACCAUAGCGGCUUACUACAGGAACGAGUGGCCAUUAUUAGUGGUGGUUCCAUCUUCUGUACGAUUCACCUGGGCUGAGGCCUUCAGACGCUGGCUCCCCUCCCUGAAUCCUGACAGCAUCAAUGUGGUGGUAAAAGCCAAAGACAAUCUCCGAGCGGGUUUGGUAAACGUCGUCAGCUAUGACUUGCUGAGUAGGACGGACAAACAACACCCAGGAAAGCCCUUCAAUGUUCUCAUUAUGGAUGAGUCUCACUUUCUGAAGAACAUGAAGACUGCUCGUUUUAAAGCGGCAUUACCCCUGCUGAAGGUGGCUAAGAGGGUAGUUCUUCUAUCCGGGACUCCUGCCAUGUCCAGACCCUCUGAGCUCUUCACACAGAUUUUGGCUGUCAGGCCGACACUGUUCCCCCGCUUUCACGAGUUUGGGAUGCGCUACUGCGAUGCCAGAGAGAAAAUGUGGGGAUGGGACUACUCGGGCUCAUCGAAUCUUGGAGAGCUGAAGCUGUUUUUGGAGGAGUGUCUGAUGCUGCGCCGCCUAAAGUCUGAGGUUCUCUCCCAGCUGCCGUCCAAACAGCGCAAGGUGGUCACGGUGACCGUAGAUGGGAUCAGCACCCGCACCAAAGCUGCCCUCUCGGCUGCAGCCAAAGGGUUGGCCAAGGAUCAUCGCAAUAAAAAGGAGGAGAAGGAAGCCCUCCUAGUCUUUUAUAACCAGACAGCUGAGGCCAAGCUACAAGCCAUUAUGGAGUACAUCACAGAUAUGCUGGAGUGUGGGAGGGAGAAGUUUCUGGUGUUCGCCCAUCAUAAAUUAAUCCUGGAUCAUAUCACCACUGAACUGGUUAAAAAGAGUGUAAACUUUAUCCGUAUUGAUGGGACGACUCCAUCAGCAGAGCGACAGCAGUUGUGUGAAAGGUUUCAGUUCACUGCCGAGUCCUGUGUGGCCGUGCUGUCCAUCACUGCAGCCAACAUGGGUCUCACCCUGCACGCUGCAGACCUGGUGAUCUUCGCUGAGCUUUUCUGGAACCCUGGGGUUCUCAUUCAGGCAGAGGAUAGGGUUCAUCGUAUUGGACAAACAAGCAAUGUGAACAUUCACUACCUGGUUGCCAAGGGAACAGCUGACGAUCAUCUGUGGCCAAUGAUCCAGGAAAAAAUGAAGGUCCUGGAGAAAGUGGGUUUGUCCGAGUCGAACCUUUCGGAAAAUGCUGUGAACGCAAGCUUCCACUCAAAGGACCCAAACCAGAGGAGCAUCAUGGAGAUGUUCCAGAGGUCUUUCUCUGCAGACGACGACAUGGACGAAGCGCUCUUAUCGGAGGUUGCAGAUGAUUGGGAAGACGUUCCACCAGAAAGCGUGCCUGCUCAACAAGCAUCCAGCAAAAACAGCCUCAAAGAUUAUUUUAGCAAAUGACUCAAAAUAUGUUGCAUUGAGAAACUUUAUGAAAAUCCUUUUUGUUUGUUUAUUGGACCUAAUUCUGAGUUUUCAGCCUAUCAUGACUGAUGUAAGAGUUAUGUUAUGUAAGAGUCACAGUUAUUAUUUUUGCUAUAAUAAAAUGAGAUGCAUAUUUUAAAUCAAUGCCAGUCUGAUUUGGAAUCAUUGCAGAGCCUGAAACAACCUUGAGUUCUCAUAAUGGAUGUAAAUUGACAUUUACUGGGAAUAAUUAUUGCAGAUUUACUUUUUCAGUUUGAGAGAAAAAUCCAGCUAUUAUUGAUCAACCAAGGUGAAUAUCAAUGUUUUUUUUUUUCUCCAACAAGACAACUGUGUUCAAGUAUGUUUGCCUUAUUAUCAACAGACUAUUAUACCACCCUUUAGUGAAGAGGAAUGGAAGUCCCAAGUCUUCUUUAUUAUAUUCUCAGUAUUCUGGGCGUUAAUGGUCUUGAAGUUAAUAUUAGGUUUACAAACCUGGAUGCUGGCUGUAACACAUUCUUAAGCUGCACCAGGAGCUUCCUUGAAUACUAAAGUAAAGCUUUCUGGUUAUCGCUCGACCCUGGUUUCAGUUGUGUAACUUAUGGUUGUCUUGUGUGUGCCUGGAAGGCCGUAAACCAGCAGUAUUAAGAGAUUAAGUACUCCUAAAAAGUUUGGCCUUUUAAACACCACCCACAGUAGGUGGAAACAUCUGAUUUAUGCCUCAUCUGUUACAUAAUUUAUACGAAGUAUUUUAGUUUCUUCCAACAGUUUUAAGCUUACAUUCAGGAGAAGGUAUCAAGUGUGCUGAUGCAGUUCGAGCGGUUUGGAUUGCAACAUCUUUCUCAUAGUGGUCUGCAGAGAUUUGAAUAACCCAGAUCAUCUGUGCAAUAAAGGAAGAUAGAUUUAUCUCAAUGUUGCUGCUAACUGACACUGCAGAUGAAAGCAGACUGCACAGUAGUGUUCUGCAAGCAAUAGAUAUGUGACAUCGUUCAAGUUCGUCAUCAAUCAGGAUGUAAACACAUUUUAUUUCAUUCUCUGUUCUGUAAGAACAAUUAGAAAGUGGCAUCCAAUUAUUCUUUUUGCCUUUUUGCCACCAGACUAGUUCCAAAAAUGGAGUGCAAGGAUAUUAUCAAAAUGAGUAUUUUCUAUGAAUAUCUAUUUUCUGACUGGUUAACCAAGUAAACAAUCUUAUUUCCAAGAAGUAUGUUUUCAAUUAAGUAUAUUUUUUAAGAGAAAGUCAAGACAGUUUUUACUAACUGUAACUGUUUUACUGAUUUUGUCAGUAAAACAGUGUUGCAGGUAGUCAUUUUGUGAAGAAAUGUGUUGCCAAAUCAAUGAUUCUUGCACCAAC